AUGCAGAUUUCAGAUGCUCUGAGCUGCCUGGCAGUUAAGGAUUAUCCUAUUCAGAUCCAUCCACGGGAUCCUCCUCUGUAGUCCAUGGGUCCCACCUACCUCACACCUCCAGUUCUUCCUCCGGAGGCCCAAACCUUUCAUUUCCCAGAUCCCAUGCCCUCAGCUGGCCCUGUGCCCCUGGUAGGCCCAGUGCUUCCAGCACGUCCUGAACCUCCAGCCACAGCCAACCACUUAGGCCUCUCUGUCCCAGGCCCGGUGUCUGUACCCCCGUGGCUCCUUCCUGGCCCUGAGAACCACCGGGCAGGCUCAAAUGAGGAGCCCAUCCUUGCUUCUAGUGGCACUCCCCCACCGGUGAUACCCCCAGAGGAAACUUUCGGGGGGAGAGUGCCCAGGCCAGCCUUUGUGCACUAUGAUAAGGAGGAGGCGUCUGAUGUAGAGAUCUCCUUAGAAAGUGACUCUGGUGACAGUGUGGUGAUUGUGCCUGAGGGGUUUCCGCCCCUGCCACCCCCACCCCCCUCAGACACCACCCCACCUCCUGUUGCCCCAGCUGGGCCACCAGCAGCCUCCCCUCCUCUACUGGCCAAGGAGGAGCCCGAAGAGCUUCCUACAGUCCUGGGGCCUCUCCCUCCACCUCCACCCCCUCCUGUUCCUGGCCCUGUGACACUCCAACCACCGCAGUUGGUGCCUGAAGGAACUCCUAGUGGGGGAGGACCCUCAGCCCUGGAAGAAGACUUGACAGUAAUUAAUAUCAACAGCAGUGAUGAGGAGGAGGAAGAGGAAGAAGAGGAGAAAGAGGAAGAGGGAGAGGAGGAAGAAGAGGAGGAAGAUUUUGAGGAGGAAGAAGAGGAUGAGGAAGACUAUUUUGAAGAGGAGGAGGAGUUUGAGAAGAAAUUUGAGGAAGAGGAGGAUGAAUUAGAGGAAGAGGAGGAGGAGGAGGAGGAAGAGUUGGAAGAGGUGGAAGAGUUGGAGUUUGGCUCAGCCGGAGGGGUGGUAGAAGAAGGAGGACCUCCACCCACCAGCGUGCCUCCAGAUCUUCCUCCUGCCGAGUCCCCCAAGGUGCAGCCUGAGCCAGAGCCAGAGCCUGGGCUGCUGUUAGAAGUGGAGGAGCAGGGGGCGAAGGAAGAGCGUGGGGCUGAGACUGUACUUACACUGGCCCCUGAGGUGCUCACCUCCCAGGAGGAGCUGGAGAAGGAAGGGGGAAGCCCCACAGCAGGGCCACCUCCUCAGGAGCUAGUGGAAGAGGAGCCCUGUGCUCCUCCGCCAGCCAUGCUGGAUGAGGGGACUGAGAGUGGGCGUGAUGGGGUAUGCCCCCAAUCAGAGACAUCUGCAGUUGAAGAAAUGGAGACUGAGACGGCCCCUCCCCAGGAAAAGGAGCAGGAUGACACAGCUGCCAUGCUGGCUGACUUCAUUGAUUGUCCCCCUGAUGACGAGAAGCCACCACCUGUCACAGAGCCUGAUUCCUAGCCGUCUCCUACACCCCCACUCAUUUCCAAUAAAGUUAUGUACUUUGACAU
Molecule: messenger RNA, 1514 nt
Organism: Pipistrellus kuhlii (Kuhl's pipistrelle)
Lineage: Eukaryota; Metazoa; Chordata; Mammalia; Chiroptera; Vespertilionidae
Product: proline-, glutamic acid- and leucine-rich protein 1-like
Biological process (GO): rRNA processing
Cellular component (GO): nucleus
Source: RefSeq, a predicted model, not a curated record